Messenger RNA from Myxocyprinus asiaticus (Chinese sucker), 5417 nucleotides. Its product is annotated as collagen alpha-1(VIII) chain-like. Gene Ontology annotation, molecular function: protein binding. The record is from RefSeq and is a predicted model, not a curated record. The coding region runs from base 284 to 2485 and encodes 733 amino acids. The transcript has 4 exons. Lineage: Eukaryota; Metazoa; Chordata; Actinopteri; Cypriniformes; Catostomidae.
AGCUCUCACUCUGGAGGGUAAACCCUCUAAAGGGAUUAGAGCAUAUGGAUGAGCCCUUCGAAAUGGAGCGCACCCAAGUUCUGAUCCAAUGGAAACCAAGAACCCACCUCCUUCAAAGACUUGCAUUGCCCCUCCUACCUAUCCAUAAAAGUGGAAACCAUGCUGCCCUAAGCCUCGAACAACAGUACUCUUUCUGUCUUCUGAAUCUUCUUCCUUCACUUCUCACUCAGAGAGAUAAACAGACAGGCAGAGACAUAGAGAGGCCAGGAGAGAGAGAGAGGACAUGGCUGAGCCUCUCCUCUCUGCCCGCUUGUUUGUACUGGUGGAGCACCUCUGUCUUCUACAUCAUAUCCAUGCGGGGGCAUUUUAUGGGCACAAACCACUGCCCCAACAGCACCAACCUCUACCACAGUUACCUCACCUGUUGCAUGGCAAUGAGGGGAUACCCCAACACCAUUACCAUGGGAAGGAAAUGCCACACAUGCCAUAUGGAAAUGAGAUGCCUUUGCUUCCACAGUAUGGAAAAGAACGUCCACAGAUACCCAUGAACAUGGGUAAACCCAAUCUAGGAAAAGGUGAAUCUAUUCCAAGAGCAGAGAAAGGUAUCCCUGGCGAGGCUGGUCAAAUGGGGCCUCCAGGGCCUCAGGGCCCCCCCGGACUUCCUGGUCAUGGCAUCCCAGGACCUCCUGGAAAACCUGGUCCCCAAGGUCCACCAGGAUUUCCUGGGAUUGGAAAACCAGGAAUGCCAGGAUUGCCAGGAAAGCCUGGGGGCAUAGGUUUACGAGGACCAAAGGGUGAGUUAGGACCAAUUGGUGGUAAAGGGCCAGUAGGAUUGCCAGGACCUCCAGGACUUCCAGGGCCCCAUGGCCUACCAGGUGUGGGAAGAUCAGGUGGACAAGGACUUCCAGGACAACCUGGGCCCCGUGGAGAACCAGGAGACAAGGGACUUCCUGGGCUCCCUGGUAUUCCAGGGCUAAAAGGUGAGAAUGGAAUUGGUCUCCCAGGACUCCCGGGUGUAAAGGGACCUUCUGGACUUCCAGGGCCACCAGGACAAGGAGGGCUACCAGGUGCUGGCAAGCCAGGACUGAUGGGACUACCUGGGGCUCCUGGAGGGCCAGGUAAACCUGGUGCACCCGGAGAACCAGGAUUAGUAGGAGUUAAAGGGGAGAGAGGGCAAAUAGGGCCACCAGGACUACCAGGUUUUGGUAAACCUGGUUUGGAUGGGUUGCCAGGAAAACCAGGUCUCCAAGGUGGAAAAGGUGAGCCAGGUCCCCCUGGUUUACCUGGGGCUCCAGGCUUGCCUGGAUUUGGCAAGCCUGGAUAUCCUGGCCUCAAAGGUGAAAAAGGAUAUGGUGGGUUACCUGGCCCUCAGGGCCCAAAAGGUGAGAAGGGUUAUGGUGGUCUUCCUGGAAUGAUUGGACCACCAGGUCCAAGUGGCUUCCCGGGUCCUCCAGGUCUCUUGGGACCUCCUGGAAGCAUUGGUUUCCCUGGUCCAAAAGGAGAGGGAGGUGCAGUAGGACCAAAGGGACCACUUGGUCCAAAAGGUGAACCAGGACCUCCAGGACUUCCAGGAAAAUCAGGAUUUCCAGGAGAAGUAGGGCAGCCAGGAUCUAGAGGCUUACCUGGUUCCUUGGGGCCUAAGGGUGAAAAUGGACACAAAGGAUUGCCUGGCCUACCUGGAUUCCCUGGAAAGCCUGGUGCAAAAGGAGAAGGUGGAUUUCCAGGACAGAAAGGUCAUCCAGGGCCGAUGGGAAUACCAGGAUUAAUGGGUCCAGCAGGACCAAUAGGCCCACCUGGUCUCCCUGGGCCAAAAGGGGAAUAUGGGCCACCAGGAAGACCUGGACCACCAGGUGAGGGAAAACCAGGAUUUACAGGCCCAUUAGGUCCCCCUGGUAUACCUGGACCUGGUGGACCCCCUGGUCAACCCGGAAUACCUGGGCCUCCUGGCCCACCUGGGCCUCCUGGGCCUCCUGCUCAAACUUCUGUAGCCGGGCAAAUCCUUCCUGAGGUAGGUCCUGGGCUAGAUGGGGUCAAAGGUGGUUAUACGAAAGAAAAGCUUGGUGGAGCCAUAUUUGGUAGGAAUGGCCUAGAGAUGCCUGCAUUUACUGCCCAGCUAACAACACCAUUCCCUCUAGUUGGGCAGCCUGUUGUCUUCAACAAGCUUCUAUAUAAUGGCAACCAGAAUUACAACCCUCAAACAGGCAUCUUCACUUGCAAAAUACCUGGAAUUUACUACUUUGCCUACCACGUUCACUGCAAAGGAGAAAAUGUAUGGGUGGCCUUGUACAGGAACAAUGAGCCAGUUAUGUACACAUAUGAUGAAUAUAAAAAAAGUUACCUGGAUCAGGCAUCAGGGAGUGCAGUGCUGCCUUUACAAGCUGGAGAUACUGUACAUGUCCAGCUACCGUCAGACCAAGCAGCAGGACUUUAUGCCGGUCCAUAUGUCCACUCAUCAUUCUCUGGGUAUUUGUUAUAUCCUAUGUGAAUAUGUGAAAAGUGUCACCCAUGAUCAAACAGUAAAAAAAUCUAUGUUACACAUUUCAAACGUCAAAUGUGUAUGUUCCAACAGUGGAGAGACAUGUUCAAAAAUGUAAAGAAUUGAAGGGCCAAUUUUUUUAUGUGUUCAAUCCACUUUUUCCGGAACUAGCUGGUCACACAUUAAAACACUAAAGAAAUUAAUUAAUUUUUUAAAGGAACAGUUCACCCAAAAAUUAUAACUCUGUCAUCUUUUACUCACCCUUAUGUCAUCUCAAACUCGUAUGACUUUCUUUCGUACACAGAACACAAAGAUGUUUUAAUGGAGGUAUGAUGUCUGUUUGUCCAUACAAUGUAAGUGAAUGGUAACCAAAUUUUCAAGUUAAAAAAAGGACAUAAAGAGGGGGGCCUGGGUAGCUCAGUGAGUAAAGACACUGACUACCACCCCUGAAGUCACGAGUUCGAAUCCAGGGCAUGCUGAGUGACUCCAGCCAGAUCUCCUAAGCAACCAAAUUAGCCCGGUUGCUAGGGAGGGUAGAGCCACAUGGGGUAACCUCCUCGUGGUCGCUAUAAUGUGGUUCCCACUCACGGUGGGGCACGUGGUGAGUUGUGCGUGGAUGCCAUGGAGAAUAGCGUGGAGCCUCCACAUGCACCAUGUCUCCGUGGUAACGCGCUCAACAAGCCACGUGAUAAGAUGCACAGAUUGAUGUUCUCAGACACGGAGGCAACUGAGAUUCAUCCUCCGCCACCUGGACUGAGGUGAGUCACUAUGCCACUAUGAGGACUUAGAGCACAUUGGGAAUUGGGCAUGCCAAAUUGGGGAGAAAGGGAGAGAUAAAAAAAAAAAAGGACAUAAAUGUAAUCCAUAAAACUCCAGUGGUUUAAUCCAUGUCUUCUGAAGCAGUCCAGUUGGUUAUGGGAGAGAGCAGACCAAAAAUGUAACUCCCUUUUCACUGUACAUAUUGCCAUUGCAUUCUCUAGGCACGAUUUUUAUUUUAAGCUUGAUUACACUUCCUAGCACUUGAUGCAUGCACAGAGUGUUAGAUGGCAUUAGGAAGUGUAAUCGAGCAUGAAAUCAUGAUCGCCAAGGAGACUGGAUUUAUAGUUAAGAUGAGUAAAAUUUUAGCCUGUUCUGACCCAAAAUCGAGUGGAUGGCUUCAGAAGACAUGGAUUAAACCACUGGAGUUUUAUCAGAGUCCAAAAUAUACUUUUGUUUUCUUGGUUUAUUUCGAGUGAGUCAGUUAAUUCAGUCAGUCAGAUUUAUUCAGUAAGCUCCAAAUGAUUCAUAAGUCUUGUUAAUUCACAAACAAGAGCCGACUCAUAAGAGUAAUUCAUGCGGGAAUCAGACAAUAGUGUUAGUUGUCCACUGUAGUUGUUUAUUCUCUAAAAUGAACCGGCUCAAAUAGUCAUUUAGACUGUAGGCCUACAGAGCACCCUUGAGGACAAAACUGGAACAUUACUUUUAGAAGCUGACACAGACAUUGGGUGCAUUUGUUUGCACUUUCUUACACCGAUUAUGCGUAAUAAGCCGGCAACACGUGUGAUCACGUAAGCAGAGUGGCGGGUCACACUGUGAAAUUCACCGGCCAAUAUCCACAUUUAGAGCUUGGCGGGUGUUAAUUUCAGACCCUUUAUGCUGCCCUUAUGUCUUUUUUUGAGCUUGAAAAUUUUUAUCACCAUUCACUUGCAUUGUAUGGACAAACAGACAUCAUACUGUAUCUUCAUUAAAAUAUCUUCAUUUGUGUUCUGCAGCAGAAAGAAAGUCAUGCAAGUUUGAGACAACAUAAGGGUGAAUAAAUGAUGAAAGAAUGAACAUUUUGUGUGAAAUAUUCCAUUAUAGGUCAUUUUUUAAUAAGGUGAAUUCAUAUAUAGUGAGAGAAUGUUGCAAAUAUGUUUUAAGCACCCACAUUAUUACACAUCUUACAGUAUUCCAUCCAUAUGGAUCUAGCACUUUGAUAGAACUCAUAUCACAUUAUUUAUUUCAUAUUUCCUAUUCUUUUGUAGUAUACUGUAUUAGUUGUGUAUAGCUGGGGUCACAUUGACUACAUAUCAGUGUAAAAUGAUGAAAUACUCAGAUUGUCAGAUAUGGAGAAUGUUUUGUUGGCUAGAUGUUCGAUAUGCACUAUUUUCCUGCUGUUGUAGUCAUCUUAAUGAACUUCAAGAGAGUAAAUAAGCACAUAAGGGUUUAAGGUACAUUUUGUAUUUAAAUAAUCACAUUAUCUAACAGUAAAACAGUACAAUACAUAUAUGAAAUGUUCUGAACCUAACAUUUAGGUUAUUUCAUGCCGAUUCAAAUAGACCAGGCCAUUGUUUAUCAAAACAAGGGAUAUUCAAUGUUAAUGAGUACAAUAUCGCCAUUUCAAGUUGACAGGCCAAUUUUGUUCAAACACAUAAACAUUCUAAUUUUCAAUCAAGCAGUCUUUGAUGUUUGAUCUUAAAAUGUUGUAUUUUUUAUCUUAAAAGUCUCUGUAAUUUAUUUUUAGAUUUACUACUGAAUCAUUUGUAUAUGUACAAAAAGAGGGUGGGGUACAAAUCGAAGGAAUUAUUUUUUUUUUUAUUAUUAUUUCUGACAAUGGUGUUAAACUGUUAAAUGAACAUUGAUUGAAGUUGUAAUGUCGUUACAUAUUUUUUAUUUUUAUUAUUAUUUUUAUUUUUAAAUAAAUUGAUUUGACUGAGAUUGUGUGCAUUUGUAAUUGAGGCAUUACACAAAAUAACGAGCUCCUGUUUUUUUUUUAUGACCAUCUAAAUGCUUUAUAAUUGUUUUACGUUUGUGUCAAAGGAUCAUAAACACUUGGCCAGACACUAUGGCCAUGUACUCAAUGCCAAGUAGUGAAUAAGUUAUCUUUCUGUAUGUAUAUGGAAUAAAGGAAUUACUCCAAUCACAGAGUGCUAACCAUUGCAAUGCUUUGUAAAAAAAAAUGUCUCCCAUCUGUAAACAUCCU